AUGAAAAUUCACACUAGAGAGAAGCCAUUCACAUGCCAGCACUGUGGAAAGAGUUUCACACUAAAAGGAAGCCUUAAUGAACAUGUAAUCAUUCACACUGGAGAGAAGCCGUUCACGUGUGAUCAGUGUGGAAAGAGUUUCACUAAAAAAGGUAAUCUUAAUAAACAUGUAACCAUUCACACUGAAGGGAAGUUGUUCACAUGUGAUCAGUGUGGAAAGAGUUUCAGAUAUAAAGAAACACUUAAAUCCCACAUGAGAGUUCACACUGGAGAGAAGCUGUUCACAUGCCAACACUGUGGAAAGAGUUUCACAAUAAAAGGAAACCUUAAUGAACACAUCAAAAUUCACACCGGAGAGAAGCCGUUCACAUGCCGACACUGUGGAGUGAGCUUCACUAAAAAAGGAAACCUUAAUGAACACAUCAAAAUUCACACCGGAGAGAAGCCGUUCACAUGCCAACACUGCGGAAAGAGUUUCGUUAAAAAAGGAACCCUUGAUCAACACAUAACCAUUCAUUCAGAGAAGCCAUUCCCAUGUGAUCAGUGUGGAAGGAGCUACAAAUAUGAAGAAAGCCUCAAGUCCCACAAGAGAGUUCACACUGGAGAGAAGAGAGAACAUUCAAGAGAGAGCGGUUUUGUGUGUCAUCAGUGUGGAGAGAGUUUCAGCUGUAAAGUAAGCCUCUACACUCAUGUGAGACUUCAUACUACAGAGAAGGCUUUCACCUGCAAACUGUGUGGGGAUAGCUUCUCACAAAAUGGAAAUCUUAAGUCACACAUGAGAAUUCACACUAGAGAGAAGCGAUUAGGGUGCACAGAGUUUCAGACGUAACCCUUGAGUCACACAUGAAAAGUCCUUACAACUGUAAACUCUGUAGGAUCAUAGAAACGUGUUAUUUACUACUAUAAAGUGACAUGACUGGGGAUGUUUUUUGGUACCAGAAAAUAUGCAUCUCUGUGAAAUGAAGGUAACAUUCACACUGAAGUUGAAUGUGGCCCAAAUCUGAUUGUCCACCUUCAUAACCAUUUGCAUUCUUUGCCUCUAUAACUUUUUUUUUUUUGGCUUUUUUUUUUAUCUUGUGCAUAUGAACUCCUGUGGCUGCA
Molecule: messenger RNA, 1100 nt
Organism: Sinocyclocheilus rhinocerous
Lineage: Eukaryota; Metazoa; Chordata; Actinopteri; Cypriniformes; Cyprinidae
Product: gastrula zinc finger protein XlCGF8.2DB-like
Exons: 2
Coding region: 1-828 (275 amino acids)
Source: RefSeq, a predicted model, not a curated record